This is a messenger RNA of Thalassophryne amazonica, 1357 nucleotides long. RefSeq names its product BARX homeobox 1 (gene barx1). The record is from RefSeq and is a predicted model, not a curated record. Bases 291 to 1034 code for a protein of 247 amino acids. Gene Ontology annotation, molecular function: DNA binding; DNA-binding transcription factor activity, RNA polymerase II-specific. The transcript is spliced from 4 exons. Gene Ontology annotation, biological process: regulation of DNA-templated transcription. Lineage: Eukaryota; Metazoa; Chordata; Actinopteri; Batrachoidiformes; Batrachoididae.
CGGCAGCUGACAAACUGACUCAUUCAACUCGCACAUGGGCGCGAACACGACCGUGUUCGGGAGCUUUGGAUGCAGAUUUGCGCUCUAAAAACCCAGCUGGUCUGACGAGGACGCGCGGUACGUGCGUGCAGUCGCCUACCUGCGCUUGGAUGUUUCUCCUGAUCCGGAUCCUGGGGAUAAUCUGGGCUGAGAUCCGGACUGCUGCGGCCACGGACGGAACAUGAGUUCUGAUCUGGUCCGCUGAAGGAGCGAUAAUCGGUUGUCGUCUUUCGAAGUGACCGCAAUCCCCGAUGAUGCAGCAUCCCUUGGACAUGGGGGCGCAUUACUAUCCUCCGGACGCGCACCCGGACCACAGGACUCAUCGUUACCGGAGUUUCAUGAUCGAGGAGAUCCUGACGGAGCACCCGGAGCACAAAGCUUCGGCUCCCGCCGCGGACCUCCUCAAAUUCGGGGUCCAAGCGCUUCUGUCCGCGCGGCCUUUCCACAGUCAGCUGGUGUUAAAGGCGGACCAGACGAGCCUGAUGAAGUUCCCCAUGUCCCCGAUGUCCUGCUCGCUGGCUUCCCCGCUCGCCUCUCCGUUGCUGUCCGCCGCUCCGGGCCUGCAGGUCGGCGCCGCGUCUCACCACCUGCCUCUGGACCUGCACCUCCGCGGGAAGCUGGAGCACGGAGCCGAGGGAGGCAACAAGACCAAGAAGGGCCGGCGGAGCCGCACCGUGUUCACCGAGCUGCAGCUCAUGGGCCUGGAGAAGCGCUUCGAGAAGCAGAAGUAUCUGUCCACGCCUGAUAGAAUAGAUCUGGCUGAGUCUCUGGGCCUGAGUCAGCUGCAAGUGAAAACAUGGUACCAGAACAGAAGGAUGAAAUGGAAGAAAAUUGUGUUGCAAGGAGGAGGACUGGAGUCACCAACGAAACCAAAAGGCCGUCCGAAGAAGAACUCCAUUCCUAGCAGCGAGCAGCUCUCUGAGCAGGAACAAUCUGCAGGAGAUGCUGAGCAUCACCCCGAAGCCUCUCACCCUGAAAACAAUCAGGAGGAAUGAGCACAGCAUCAAGAAAAAAUGACUUCCACUUCAGAAAGCAGUCAGGAGGAAUGGCACAGGUUUAGAAAGCAGGAGGAAUAACCGUGGCUUCAAAAAAGAGUCAUAUAAGUUAGAAAUAAUCAGCAAUAUUGUCCACAGGCAAAGAAAGCAAUAGGAAGAAAUGACCACACCCUUGGAAACAAUCAGGAGGAAAGGCCUUGACCUUAGAAAACAAUCAGGAAGAAUGACCAUCGGUUCAGAAAAAAAAAAAAAACAAGAAGAAGGAAUGACCACAAUGUUGCAAAGUAAUUAAGAGGAAUGACCACAUCUUUAAGAGACAAUCA